AUGUUGUUAAAUAUUCACGACUCGUCGCAGCUGGCCGAUAGCCGACGGUUAGGAACCGUGCUCUUAUUCCUAUUAAUAGAACUGUUUUUCGAAGGUGCCGAAACUGCCUCACAAGCUGAAAUCGAUCGGCAUCUAGAAAUUGGUAGAGACUUCCUGGCCCGAGGUCAGCUUUCGGAUGCGUUAACGCACUAUCAUGCGGCAGUGGAGGGCGACCCGAACAACUACCUUACCUACUUUAAGCGUGGCACAGUUUACUUCGCCCUCGGGAAGGCCAAAUUUGCAAUUAGCGACUUUACGCGCGUGCUCGAUCUGAAGCCCGACUUUAUGGCGGCCCGGGCACAGCGUGGUUCCGUGUACCUGAAGAUGGGCGACUUCGAGAACGCCGAGAUGGAUCUGAUGGUGGUGCUGCGCAUGGAUCCACACAACCCGGAGGCAAACAUGCACUUUAGCCGCAUUGGACCGGCCCGCGACCAGUGGGUGUUGUGCGUGGAUUUGAUGGAACGGGGUGACUUUAACACGGCCAUCGCACUGCUAACACAGCUGCUCGAAGUGUGUCCCUGGUCGGUGCCGAUCCGGGAAUCGCGUGCCCAAAUGUACCUACGCAUCGGUGACAGGAUGGCGGCGGUAAGUGAUUUCCGCUCGGUGAACCGACUGUCCCACGACAGCACGGAAGGGUACAAUCAGCUGGCCCGCAUCCUGUAUGAUAUCGGUGAUUCUGGCGCGGCGCUGAAGGAGAUUCGCGAGUGCCUCAAGCUGGACCCCGAACACAAAGACUGCUUCCCGUUUUACAAAAAAAUCAAAAAGGUCGACAAAGUGUACGUGGAUGCACGGCAGGCACAGGAAGAGCAGCGAUACGCGGACUGUAUUGCCGGAGGCGAGAAGCUAGUCAAGCUGGAACCGGACGUACCGAUGAUUGUGUACAACGGUAAGCAGCUGCUGUGCAGCUGUCUGGUAAAGGAGGAAGAGUUCACCGAUGCUGUCGUACGGUGUCGGGAAGCGCUCGACAUCUAUCCCGAUCCGGAGGUGAUGUGUGACCGGGCCGAAGCGUUGAUAGGUGCGGAGAUGUAUGACGAGGCCAUGGCACAGUACCGCGAGGCGCUCGAGAUUAACGACAAUCUGCAGCGGGCAAAGGAUGGCAUCGAACAUGCGCAGCGCGUCCAGAAGCAGGCCGAGCGGCGGGACUAUUACAAAAUUCUCAACGUAAAGCGUACCGCCACGAAACAGGAAAUUGUGAAAGCAUACCGAAAGGCGGCCCAAAAGUGGCACCCGGACAAUUUCCAAGGCGAUCAGAAAAAGAUGGCCGAAAAGAAAUUCAUCGACGUGGCGGCUGCGAAAGAGGUGCUAACAGAUCCGGAGAAGAGGAGACAGUUCGACGCCGGACAGGAUCCGCUGGAUCCCGAAGCGGGCCGGAAUGGGUUCGGUGGAGGUAAUCCGUUCCAUCACUUCCAUCACGGGUCACCCUUCCAGUUCAAGUUCCACUUCACGUAA
Messenger RNA from Anopheles marshallii, 1488 nucleotides. RefSeq names its product dnaJ homolog subfamily C member 3 (gene P58IPK). Gene Ontology annotation, cellular component: endoplasmic reticulum. Gene Ontology annotation, biological process: protein folding in endoplasmic reticulum. Lineage: Eukaryota; Metazoa; Arthropoda; Insecta; Diptera; Culicidae. The coding region runs from base 1 to 1488 and encodes 495 amino acids. Gene Ontology annotation, molecular function: misfolded protein binding; protein-folding chaperone binding. The record is from RefSeq and is a predicted model, not a curated record. The transcript is spliced from 3 exons.